Molecule: messenger RNA, 3223 nt
Organism: Pseudopodoces humilis (Tibetan ground-tit)
Lineage: Eukaryota; Metazoa; Chordata; Aves; Passeriformes; Paridae
Gene: ETS1
Product: ETS proto-oncogene 1, transcription factor
Biological process (GO): regulation of transcription by RNA polymerase II; cell differentiation
Cellular component (GO): nucleus
Molecular function (GO): DNA-binding transcription factor activity, RNA polymerase II-specific; sequence-specific DNA binding
Source: RefSeq, a predicted model, not a curated record
CGCCGCCCCCCGCUCCCGGCGCGACGCCCCCGCGGCGCUGCCCCAGCCAUGAAGGCGGCGGUGGAUCUGACCAUCAUCAAGACGGAGAAGGUGGACAUCGAGCUCUUCCCGUCCCCCGACAUGGAAUGUGCGGACGUGCCUCUAUUAACGCCCAGCAGCAAGGAAAUGAUGUCCCAGGCACUGAAAGCCACGUUCAGCGGCUUUGCCAAGGAGCAGCAGCGGCUGGGAAUUCCCAAAGACCCCCAGCAAUGGACAGAGACGCACGUGCGGGACUGGGUGAUGUGGGCAGUGAACGAGUUCAGCCUGAAGGAAGUGGAUUUCCAGAAGUUCUGCAUGAACGGAGCUGCCCUCUGUGCCCUGGGCAAGGAGUGCUUCCUGGAGCUGGCACCUGACUUUGUGGGUGAUAUCCUUUGGGAACAUCUGGAGAUCCUGCAGAAAGAAGAGGUGAAACCAUACCCAGCAAACGGAGUGAACACCACGUACCCCGAGUCCCGCUACACCUCAGACUACUUCAUUAGUUAUGGCAUCGAGCACGCCCAGUGCGUGCCCCCCUCCGAGUUCUCGGAGCCCAGCUUCAUCACGGAGUCCUACCAGACCCUGCACCCCAUCAGCUCGGAGGAGCUGCUGUCCCUCAAGUACGAGAGCGACUAUCCCUCGGUGCUGCUGCGGGAGCCGGCGCAGGACUCGCUGCAGACAGACUACUUCUCCAUCAAGCAGGAGGUGGUGACGCCGGACAACAUGUGCAUGGGCCGUGCCAGCCGAGGUAAGCUGGGAGGCCAGGACUCCUUCGAGAGCAUAGAGAGCUACGACAGCUGUGACCGCCUGACGCAGUCCUGGAGCAGCCAGUCCUCCUUCCAGAGCCUGCAGCGCGUCCCCUCCUACGACAGCUUCGACUCCGAGGACUACCCUGCCACCCUGCCCAGCCACAAGCCCAAGGGCACCUUCAAGGACUAUGUGCGGGACCGGGCCGACAUGAACAAGGACAAGCCUGUCAUUCCUGCUGCUGCCCUGGCUGGCUACACAGGCAGUGGACCCAUCCAACUGUGGCAAUUCCUGCUGGAACUGCUCACUGACAAGUCCUGUCAAUCCUUCAUCAGCUGGACGGGCGAUGGCUGGGAGUUCAAACUUUCAGAUCCAGACGAGGUGGCCCGGCGAUGGGGCAAGAGGAAAAACAAGCCCAAGAUGAACUACGAGAAGCUGAGCCGCGGGCUGCGCUAUUACUACGACAAGAACAUCAUCCACAAGACGGCCGGGAAGCGCUACGUGUACCGCUUCGUGUGCGACCUGCAGAGCCUGCUGGGCUACACCCCCGAGGAGCUGCACGCCAUGCUCGACGUCAAACCCGACGCCGACGAGUGACAGGGACACGGCGUCGCCGCUGUCCUCGGGGAGAGCCCACGGGACUCGUUUGGUGGCUCUUCUUUAUUCAAUUUCGCUGUUCUUCUGCUCGUUUUUUUCAAGGGCCACUCAGAUUCGAGGCUUUGAGGAUGUCGGGGGAGAGGGGGGAGGAAGAGGAAAACUUUUGGGAAGGAUGGGCUUUUGUUGAUUUCCUGAAAGCUCCAAGACAGGCUUUUCUGGGGGAAAAUUCUGAGUUUUAAGAAAGCCAGAAAAAUGUAGCUCACUUAAAAAACCAACAGUCCCCUCCCCACCCUUGGCUGUUUAGAAAAAAGUGGGAUUGAAUGGAUCCCUUUGGUCGCUCACACACAAACUGACAGGUCAGGAAUGACAAUAUUCCUGAGGAUUUGAGGAAUUUAAACUUUUUUCUUUUGGAAAACCAAAAUGGGUGAAUAUUCUUGCUUUGGGGAGGGGCAAUAUAGGAAAAAAACAAGAACUGUUGUUCUUGUUCCAUCACCUUUCUGUCCAUUGUCUUCUUUUCUACAAGAGAUAGAAUUUUUCCUAGGAAGGAUCAAGACUUUUUUUAUUUUUUUUUUAAAGUUUUAUUUUAUUAAAUUUUGUGCCAGUAUUUGUUUGUUUUUUUUUUUUUUUCCUAAAUAGUCUUAAGCUCUAAGAUGGUCUCAGUAUUGCAAUAUUGUGUGUUUGUUUCUGUUCUGCCAGCAGAGAGUUUUAUCCCAGGGAGGAAAAAGAGGAAAAGGAAUUAGUUUAUGUAGACCCCACUGGAGAAUUGGAAUGCUGGGACUGGGAUGGGAAAAUGAACUCCAAAGUGGCUCCUGUUGAUGCUGGCUGGGGGUGCCACUCAUGUUUCCAGCCCCACACGCUGUGCUGAUAAUGCUGGUUGAAAUUCCUGCUAUUUUUUUAUCUCUGGCUGCACAAAUCCUCUCAAAAUUUCCAUGGAAAAUGUCUUUUUGCAUUUUCCAAAUCACUUCUUUUGCUCAAGGAACACUUUGGUGCUUAGAGAAAACUUUUUUUGGGAAGGAGAAAGGAGAGAAAUUCCCAUGUUUUCAACGUGGUAAAUGGAAAAUAUGCAAGUUAAUUGAGGGGAAAAAUCAGGAAAAUGUUCAAAACCCAAAGGGAAAUGUUUUUUCCUUCCUGUUUCAAGCAGCUCUGUCUUCAUGGCCGUGUGUGGGCACAGCAGAAAGGAAAUUGUCCCUGCAAAUGGGCUCGUUCUGCCCCUUGGGCUGCUGCUCACACCAGGCACGGCCGGGAUCGCUCCCAGGGCAGCUGCUCCCUCCCUCUGGCCUCCCAACCCUUCCUGCAGCUGGAUUGCUCUGGAGGGGUCUCUCCUGCUGUUCCCAGGGCUCCCCGGGAUGCUCUGGGCAGGCUGAGGACAAGCCCCCACCCCUCAGGCGUUCUUGCUGGGAGUUGGAGGCUCAGAGGUUGUUCCCGUAUCCCGAUACAAUCCCAAAGGCAGAUCAAUUCUGCCCAAGGGAAUCUUUCACCCCUCUGGGUGAUUGCAUUUAAAGGCAGUGUUUUGUACUUUACCAGAAUCCCCUCUCUGUGUGUGCUGUGUGUGUCUUUGGGGCACGGAGUUCAUUCCAGAGGCACUGUGGGACAGCUGGGAAUCGGGGCUCAGAGCCUUUCCAGAGUGCUGCAGAGUGACUCCUGAUCCCAAUGGAGCGGGGGCAGGACAGGAAUCUGUAAAAUAUCCAGAAUAUUCAGGCACACCCCCACCCCCAGGGGCAGAGCUGGAGGGGAGCCCAAUCCCAAAGUGAUGCCCAGAGGUGCUGGGCUCUCCUCCUUUCCCUCUGCAGCUGGGGCACCCAGCACUUCUGUAGCCUAAAACUGCUCAUUGUAGGGAAAGUCCCCAAAACUGCUGUGUCCUUAU